Messenger RNA from Leptonychotes weddellii (Weddell seal), 2056 nucleotides. Lineage: Eukaryota; Metazoa; Chordata; Mammalia; Carnivora; Phocidae. The record is from RefSeq and is a predicted model, not a curated record.
AUGUGCUUGGUUCCAGCCAUCCUCCGUUACCUGAAGAACGAUGGGAAGAUUCAUUUGGUGGUUUUCAACAACUUGCAGCUGGCUGAUGGCAGGCGGCACAGGGUCCUCCUGAGACUGACCAACUUGCAGCGAGGGGCUGGCUCUGUAGAGCUCUACCUGGACUGCACCCAAGUGGAUUCUGUGCACAAUCUCCCCAGAGCCUUUUCCAGCCCCUCCCAGAGUCCUGAGUCUGUUGAACUGAGGACUUUCCAGAGGAAGGCACAGGACUUCUUGGAGGAGCUGAAGCUGGUGGUGAGAGCCUCGCUGUUCCAGGUGGCCAGCCUGCAAGACUGCUUCCUGCAGCAGAGUGAGCCCCUGGCCGCCCCGAGCACAGGAGACUUUAAUCGGCAGUUCUUGGGGCAAAUGACGCAACUAAACCAGCUGCUGGGAGAGGUGAAGGAUCUUCUGAGACAGCAGGUCAAGGAAACCUCAUUUUUGCGAAACACCAUAGCUGAGUGCCAGGCUUGCGGUCCACUCAGCUUUCAGUCCCCAACCCCAAACACACUGGUGCCCCCAGCACCCCCAGCCCCCCCGACACCCCCAGUGCGCCGUUGUGAUUCCAACUCAUGUUUCCGUGGCGUCCGGUGUACGGACACCAGAGAUGGCUUCCAAUGUGGGCCCUGCCCCGACGGCUACACAGGAAAUGGGAUCACCUGUUCCGAUAUUGAUGAGUGCAAAUACCAUCCCUGCUACCCAGGCGUGCGCUGUGUGAACUUGGCUCCUGGCUUCCGAUGUGAGGCCUGCCCAGUGGGCUUCACCGGGCCCGUGGUACAGGGUGUCGGCAUCAGUUUUGCCAAGUCAAACAAGCAGAUCUGCACUGACAUUGAUGAGUGUCGAAAUGGAGCCUGUGUUCUCAAUUCUAUCUGUAUUAACACUUUGGGCUCUUACCGCUGUGGGCCCUGCAAACCCGGGUACACGGGUGAUCAGACAAGGGGAUGUAAAACCGAAAGAAGCUGCAGAAAUCCUGAGCUGAAUCCCUGCAGUGUGAACGCGCAGUGCAUCGAGGAGAGGCAGGGGGAUGUGACAUGUGUGUGCAGCGUCGGGUGGGCUGGUGAUGGCUACAUCUGCGGGAAGGACGUGGACAUUGACAGUUACCCUGACGAAGAACUGCCGUGCUCCGUCAGGAACUGCAAGAAGGAUAACUGCAAGUAUGUGCCCAACUCUGGCCAGGAAGAUGCAGACAGAGAUGGCAUUGGGGAUGCUUGUGACGAGGAUGCUGAUGGAGACGGGAUCCUCAAUGAGCAGGAUAACUGUGUCCUGACUCACAACGUGGACCAAAGGAACAGUGACAAAGAUAUCUUUGGGGACGCCUGUGAUAACUGCCGGAAUGUCCUGAAUAAUGACCAGAAAGACACUGAUAGGGAUGGAAAAGGAGAUGCCUGUGAUGACGACAUGGAUGGAGAUGGAGUAAAGAACAUUCUGGACAACUGCCCAAAAGUUCCCAAUCGUAACCAACAGGACAGGGAUGGGGAUGGUGUGGGGGAUGCCUGUGACAGUUGUCCUGAUGUCAGCAACCCUAAUCAGUCUGAUGUGGAUAACGAUCUGGUUGGGGACUCCUGUGACACCAAUCAGGACAGUGAUGGAGACGGGCACCAGGACAGCACCGACAACUGCCCCACUGUCAUUAACAGCGCCCAGCUGGACACUGACAAGGAUGGGCUUGGUGACGAGUGUGAUGAUGAUGAUGACAAUGAUGGCAUCCCGGACCUGGUGCCCCCUGGACCGGACAACUGUCGGCUGGUCCCCAACCCAGCCCAGGAGGAUAGCAACAGCGACGGCGUGGGAGACAUCUGCGAGACAGACUUCGACCAGGACCAGGUCAUCGAUCGGAUCGACGUUUGCCCGGAGAAUGCAGAGGUCACCCUGACCGACUUCAGAGCCUACCAGACCGUGGUCCUGGACCCUGAAGGGGACGCCCAGAUCGAUCCCAACUGGGUGGUCCUGAACCAGGUAGGCGCCAUGUGGUUGGCAGCAGCUCAGCUCUGCCUCUCGGCACAGGCCCUUCUGGGAGAAGCAG